AUGGACAUGUAUCCUGUAACCUAUCCCUCCAUAGCGCCUACUCAUGGCCAACCGAAUGUGAUCAUCCGCCUACCUCCGGGCCCGUUGUUUCAGCAAGAGGCAGAACAUAGUGGAAGUCAAGAUGAUCUUUGCUCAGAAGCUCUGGCGUCCGUCACCUCCUCAACGGUCGUAACGAUCAAUUACCGUCUAGGGGCAACCGCAUCGACAGACCUCGCAUCGGAGUGGGCCCUAUCCGAAGACGAAGAAAGGCGUCUCUCUGCGGUCAAGAAGCAAGUCUUCUAUCGGUACCCUACACCCGUCCAUGAUACCCUGGCUGGAUUCGAUUGGGUCCAGCAGAACCUCCAACCCGCGCGCCUAUGUGUCAUCGGCACACACAUCGGUGGCUCGCUAGCGCUCAUGCUCGCCCUCACCGAAGCGCAAUCUGUUCAUGCCGUCGCGGCCCUAGAACCUAUCUGCGAUUGGGCCGGGCUGGAUGAGCACUGUCUUAUGGAAGAGCAACCAGCUCAGGAGAAAAGCACUGCCAGCAAGAGAAUACGGGGUGCAGGAAGCCGAGUCCCCGCUGCGCAGGAUCUUGUCCCGCUCCUUGAAGCACGGGAGAAAUUCUUCGCCACGCCGGAGCGCUACUUUGAUGCUUUUGCCUCGCCUGUCCUGCUCCUACGGUCGGCGGGUAAGGACGUUCCGAGGACGUUUCCGAAGUACCGCACUGGUCCAGACUAUCCCGUGCCUGUGCUUGUGUCCAGCAAAUUAGACAGACAACCGAUUGGUGUCUGGGAACCCGAUACGCAAGACCAGUCAAUCCACCAGCAAGUUGACGUCUACGACUUGGAGACAGAUCUACUGUCCGAUCCAGACCCCGACGCAAAGUCCAGAAUUGACCCCGCCGAUGCCAGCUUCGGGAUCCAGGGCCGCGCCAUCCGCCGCCGCAAAGCCCUCUCGCGCUGGCCUCCAUACGGUCUAGACUAUGGUUUGAGCGCCUCCCCUCGCUACCAUAUCUACAACCAAGGAAUCAAACGGCUCGAAAUGGCCCUCCCGAACAUCCGUCUCUUCGUCCGUGCCAGCGAAAACGAAACCGAAACCGAAACCGAACAGCCUGACUCUCUCCCUGCGUCUGCCGGAGGUGGGAAACGGCAGGGGCCCCGACACUCAAGAAAAACACAGCGGCGCUCAAUCCUGGCGCACCAGGCGGAUGAGAUGGUUGAUGUUAUGCGCAGGGCAUGUUUCUGGGGCCGGGAGAAAGGCUACGGGGAGAGCAGAGUCACGCUUGCGCAGGUGGCAUCUGGAAGAUGGCCUGUCUCUGGCGAGGAUGACGCGGGGAGAUGGCUGGGUGAGGCAUUGUUUUCAAAAGAUUCAGAUGCGAAUAGCUGA
This is a messenger RNA of Aspergillus viridinutans, 1365 nucleotides long. RefSeq lists its product as uncharacterized. The record is from RefSeq and is a predicted model, not a curated record. Bases 1 to 1365 code for a protein of 454 amino acids. Lineage: Eukaryota; Fungi; Ascomycota; Eurotiomycetes; Eurotiales; Aspergillaceae. The transcript has 2 exons.